UGUGAGAGAGAGGAGAGAGGAGAGAGAGAGAGAGCAGUAGCUGUGUACAAAUUAGUUUUUGCUUAUUUCAGCAUUCUCUCUCCCGACGCUGCUACCUUCUCUUUCUCUCUCUAAAACUUGUAAAUUUUCUGAGUCUUCCCAUUUAUAUAUACUUCUUCUUCUCCUAUUGCUUGAUUCGUAUCUUAUUUUUCCUGAGAAGGAAAGAGCAGCUCGAUUUUAUUCGGAAUUAUCGAUGGCAAGGGGAGGCAAGGUUAAUUACAAACGUAAGACAAGAAACAAAGUCCGACUGGAGAAACAAUGUUCAGAUGAGUCUGAUGAAGAUUACAAGGUGGAUGAAGAUGAAGAGUUUCAUUUGUCUGAAGAUGACUAUUGUUCUUCCCUUGCUGAGGAUGAUUCAGAUGAGAGUUUCGGGAAAUUUGAUGAUGAGGAAGAAGAGGAGUGGAUAGAAAAGAAGGAUAAGACAAAGAAGAUUGGCAAGCCAGGAGGGCGAAAAUCUUUUCAGACAAGAAAGAAAAAUAUGGUUGUGAAGUCUAGAAAGAAAAAGGUAUCAGACAGUGAAGAUGAAGAGGAAUAUGACGAUUAUAGUGUUUCUGGUGUGAGGCAACUAAAGAAAAAUAAAGUCUCACAUGAAGAAGAAGAAGAGGAAGAAGAAGAAGAAGAAGAAGAAGAAGAGGAAGAAGAAGAAGAAAAAGAAGAAGAAGAAUAUGAUGCUGAUGGUGAUAUUGAAGUUUUUUGUCGACAAGAUGAGGAUGACUUUGUUGAUGAAAAUCCAAGAAAGAAAUCCCGAGUUUCAGGAACCGAGAUACAUGAAGAUUCUUAUAAUGAGGAUCCUAAAGAAAAAGAUGUACUUGCAUUUAGCGAAGAAAAUGAAGAUGAAGAUUAUAAUGUGUCUGAUGAUUCUGAUGAUGAGGAAUUUACUCCAAGUGAGGUUUUGAAAAGUAGCAGUAGGAAGCCAGUAAGAAGACGAGUUUUAAGGACAAAAAAUAGGUCUAAUCUUUCAAAGGAAUUUAAAGAUCAUAACCCUGCUUCAAGAAAAAGGAAAACAAUCAAGGAGUGGGGUUGGGGCAGGAGGAAGAAAUCAACUGUAACUGUCAAUUCUGAUUCUGAUUUUGUGAGCUCAGAGUCAUCUGAUUAUGAAUUCACAAUAUCAGAAGAAGAGAGAGAACAGAUUAAAGAAGCUACUCGGUUCUGUAAGAGGUUGAACACUAAUUUGAGGAGCUCUAGCUCUUUGAAAAUGACUGAAGAGGAAAAGUUAGUUCCUUUAAAAGGAAAGCGCCCAGGAAGAAAGGGUAAACAAAAGGUGGUAGAUUUGAAUAUUGAGAUUGGGAAGCAAGUUUGUGGGAUUUGUUUAUCUGAGGAGGGUAAAAAGACAGUCAAAGGAGUUUUAAAUUGUUGCAGUCAUUACUUUUGUUUUGCUUGCAUCAUGGAGUGGUCGAAAGUGGAAUCUCGCUGCCCUCUCUGCAAGCAAAGGUUCACAACCAUCAGUAGAACUGCACGAACGGAUGGUGGGCAUGAUCUAAGGGAUGCAGUUUUUCCAGUUCCUGAGCGUGAUCAGGUUUAUCAGCCAUCUGAAGAGGAGCUUAGGGGCUAUCUUGAUCCAUACGAAAAUGUUCUUUGUACAGAGUGUCUACAAGGUGGGGAUGAUGCACUUAUGCUUCUUUGCGACCUCUGCGACUCACCUGCACAUACUUUCUGUGUUGGUCUUGGACGUGAGGUACCAGAUGGAAAUUGGUACUGUGAUGGCUGUAGGCCAACAGCCCUUGCUUCCUCAAAUGCUCAAGGUCUGAAUUCUACUCCUGAUCAUGGACCAAGUAACAAUUUAUCAGUUGGCUCAUCACCUGGUUAUGCUGUUCGUGAAACUUUUGAUCUCAAUGAGGCAUAUGUACCUGACACCCCAUUGAGUCAAGUAAGUGGGCACUCUCAAUCACCAAGACAUUCAAUUGGGCAUUUUCAACCCACUUCGCCUCCCUCUGGGUCUGGGGCAUUCACUCUGCAUGACAGACGGCGGAUACAACGAGUGAUACAUCGAUUUCUUAAUAGCAGAAGUCGACAACCUGAAGGGAAUGAUGGUGUGGCUUCCCCAUCAGCGAUUAAUCUUUUUGGUUCACCAAUUGGUCGUGGAGUCAUAGCAACUCAAAACACAAUUAUGCCCAGGAUGGCUAUGGCUCCACAAAAUAUCUUUCGGGGAAGACUGGCUGACUAUAGCACAUCUUCAUUGUACAAUAGGGAUGCCUUCUCUCCAAGACUAAGCAAUUUAAGGGGGGAUGUACUUCAGAGUCAACCUUCUACCUCGAAUGUUAACAACCCUUUUGGUGGAUUAUCACAUAGUGAAUAUGCUGGGAUUAAUGCAAGGAUUGGUGGGGAUUUGGUUCAGCAGCAACUGCAUCCUUGCAGCACCACAUCAAACACUGGGGCUGAUGCUAGCACGACCCCGUUUCAAUUUACAGAGGUGAGCACUCAGCCAUUCUUUCUAGUAAAAAACCAAGGGUUGUUACUUGUCAUGGCUACAGAUCAUUUUCAAGAACAUAACGUGCUACUUCAGAAGCAUGCCAUAUAGCUUAAACAAAAUGGUUUUACUUUCUUAAUCAAUGUUUUUUUUAUGGCUGUUUCCCUGCUGUCUGUUGAGUUGCCAAAAAAGAGUUUUAGAAGCUUUACUUACUCUUCUCGAAUUCAUUUCUACCGAAACACUUGUCCAGAUUUAAUUUUUAAACCAUCUCUUAAAUUUUAACCACACUACAAUGCAACCUUAUAUUCUCAGCUCGCAUAAUUAACUCUUCACUUGAACUUUUUCGUAUUGAACACGAGCUAAUAUUUUCGUGUUUUCCUCAAAAUCAUUUUCAUGCAACUACAUUAUACCUACUUACUGGUUAACUUGGGUGUGCUAUGUUGAAGCAGGCUACCGUACCUUCAAGGACAUUACAAGGAUCUCUUCACACUCGAUUUUAGCUGAAUUCGAACCUGAACUACGUUGCAUUGGACUAUUCCCAGCACAGCACAUACACACAAUUUUUAUUGAGGGACCAACAUCCAGAGACGUAGACACAUCGAAUCGAAGGUUGAUGCUUAUCUUGCUCCCAUUGCUUUGUGAGGAAUGUGGUGAGUAACAUGAUGCCCACCCUUCUUGUCUCAAAAUUCUGAUUUGGGUGACUUCACCUCCUUUUUAAGUAGGAUUUACUAGAUUUUGUCCACACAAUAUUUGCUAACUCAUGUAGAUUAGGUUGUUGCUGACAUUUGUUAUUUGUAUAUGGAUCCAAGAACAGGCCUUUGUACACUCUCUCCCUGCGCGAUUUAUUGGCUUGUCAUAUUUUUUUAAGCAGUUUGAAACUGCGUUUCUUCAACAAUCUUCAUUUUUUGGCGUACUCUAAUAAAUCAUCAUUGGUUGUGACCUCUUACUUUAA
This is a messenger RNA of Salvia miltiorrhiza (redroot sage), 3398 nucleotides long. RefSeq lists its product as uncharacterized. The coding region runs from base 233 to 2557 and encodes 774 amino acids. The transcript has 3 exons. The record is from RefSeq and is a predicted model, not a curated record. NCBI's taxonomy places the organism in Eukaryota, Viridiplantae, Streptophyta, Magnoliopsida, Lamiales, Lamiaceae.